Hordeum vulgare subsp. vulgare (domesticated barley) is the source of this 1851-nucleotide messenger RNA. RefSeq names its product ankyrin repeat-containing protein NPR4-like. The record is from RefSeq and is a predicted model, not a curated record. The transcript is spliced from 3 exons. Gene Ontology annotation, molecular function: protein phosphatase regulator activity; protein phosphatase 1 binding. Lineage: Eukaryota; Viridiplantae; Streptophyta; Magnoliopsida; Poales; Poaceae. The coding region runs from base 170 to 790 and encodes 206 amino acids. Gene Ontology annotation, cellular component: plasma membrane.
UGCAAAAAAGCCCCUGAGGUUUAUCGAAAUCAACCCGCGGUCCUCCCUGAAGCUGGGGCUCGUCUGCCUAUGCGCGUGCAGAAACAGAGAGCUCGUAGAUCUGGCCGAUGAUGUGAGCUUCGAAGCAGGGCUCCGGUGUGGCGAGGAGGGCAAGGAAGUUCGGAUCCACAUGGCGGCACGGGUCGGGGAUACCGUGGCGCUGCGUCGCGCGCUGGACGAGGCGGUACUGGUCGUGGCGGCGGGGGAGGUAGGAGUGGGGCUGGAGGCAGUCCGCUGCGCCGUGGCCGCGGAGGCCAACAAGGCCGGGGAGACGCCGCUCCUAGCUUCCCUGGAGAAGGGACGCCUCGAGGUGGUGGUGGAGCUGCUCCGGCACCUCGAUGCCCAUGGCAUCGCCGCGGAGGCCAACGAGGCCGGGAAGACGCCGCUCCUAGCCGCUGCGGAGAAGGGCCACCUCGAGGUGGUGGUGGAGCUGCUCCGGUACCUCGACGCCCAGAGCAUCGCCGCGGAGGCCAACAAGGCCGGGGAGACGUCGUUCCUGGUCGCCAUGGAGAAGGGCCACCUCGAGGUGGUGGUGGAGCUACUCUGGCACCUCGACGCCUAUGGCGGGCGUUGCCGCGAAGAACAGGUCGGGUACGACGCUCUGCACAUCGCGGCCAGAGAAGGGCAUCAUGGUGAGACUUCCAUGUUCACCACUUUGCUGCCUCCUCACUCCUGCUUGGGAUUUGUGCCCUCUCUGGCCGCCCACGGUUCUCAAGCGGGACAUUCCAUGGGAGACAUAUAUGUCAACUAAGUUGAUCACUUCAACAUGCCUUCAGCUUUUAAGGCGUUAUGACCACAAACCAGAAAGUCAGAGAGGUCCCUUGCUUGAUGAGGUCGCUUCCAUGACCAUACUUCAAAUAGGGGAGCUUAGUUUGCUUCUCAUCAUCAACUAUGGCCAUCUUUGCGUGGGCAUUUUAUUUCCCAAACUGUACUUGUCUAAACUAAAUUGUAUUGAUGUUCAGUUUAUAUUUGUCCAUGGUUUUGCUCACAUCACAAAUAUUUGGCAGCAAUAUAAUUCCCGAGUUCACUGCAACCGAAACCCUUAUAAUCCAGUCCAACAUAGAUUGUUUACCCUUUGACAUGCAUUUAUCUUCCUCGAUUAUUCUUCCAUGAAACUUUCAAAUCUGCUAGGAAAGCCUGAUUGUUUGUUCAUACAAUUUAAGUUGGACAUUGCAUUUAUCUUCCUUUAUUAUUCUUCCAUAAUGCUUUCAAACCUGCUAGAAAGAGAUGCAUACAUCAUGUACUACUUUUUUGCGUGUUUAGUUCACUUAUAUAUCUGGAUCUGAUAAUGAUUCAUCACAUUUGAGUCAAUUACCUUAUAGAAUAAGGCGAGAUACAAGUAUGAAGUGUUGUAGUUGCAGCAGAUGGUCCAGCUACAGCCCACUGGAUCCAAAAUUUUGCAUACAUAUGAGGAAGAUGAGCAUGAGGGAAAUGUGGUUUCAGAACUGAGUGUGUUGUGUGCCGGGACGGUCGAAGCUCAAUAAUGAUUUGCUAAUUAAUUUACAUCACAUGGAGUCCCUAGAUGACACAUGGGUCCGUCGGCUCCUAUUUCUUCGGUGACACAUGGGUAAGCUGAUUCCUAUUGCUUUGGGUGAGAAAACGCAUUCCCGGGGUGAUGAAUGUAUAUCAAACAUAAUAUCUUUAUUCAUAUACAAAAGUUACAGCUAGGUGUUCCCUUUUUUUUGCCAAGAUAUAAUUUUUUAGGCUUUGGGUGAGCUGGGAAAAGUGAUAAAAUUAUUUGUAAUUCAAAUUUCAGGAUAUAUGUGCAGCUUUGGAUAUAUCUCAUGCUAAUGGUAAUUCAUCAAACAUCCA